Messenger RNA from Bathycoccus prasinos, 1266 nucleotides. RefSeq lists its product with no specific name. The record is from RefSeq and is a predicted model, not a curated record. Gene Ontology annotation, molecular function: nucleic acid binding; zinc ion binding. Lineage: Eukaryota; Viridiplantae; Chlorophyta; Mamiellophyceae; Mamiellales; Bathycoccaceae. The coding region runs from base 1 to 1266 and encodes 421 amino acids. The transcript has a single exon.
AUGGGACGACGACCAACGAAUAAGAAACAAAAGGCAACGAAGAAGAAUACGGAUUCUUCUGUUUCUCCUCCUCCUCCUCCUUCGACUCUUCUUUCCGUCGUACCGGAUUUCGGCGAUCAAAAGAAGAAGACGAAGAAGAAGAGAAAAGAACGAGAAGAAGAAGAAGAAGAAGAAUUCGCGCCGGCGGUAAAAACGACCACAACAACUGUCCUCCCUUCCACCAAGAACAGAAAACAACGCAGAGCGGAAGCGAAGCUCGCGACGGAGAAGGGAGAGAAAGAUGAAGGAAUUAAAGAAGAUGAUCAAUCACAACAACAACAAAAGGAGGAAGAGGAGGAGAAGAAGAAAGAAGAUGAAAAGGAAUUGACGCCUCCUCGAGAGGUGGACGUGGAACACGAGGGCGAAAAUACCACCGUUCGCGAGAUUUUACGUUUGCCGAGAUAUUUCGAUGAUGACUUUGAAGCGGCUGCCAUGCGGUGUUUUCGGUGCGGUAAAGGUGGUCACCGCGAGUUUGAGUGCACGUUACCGGCGAAGCAAAAGCCGUGUCACUUGUGCGGUGAUUUUGACCAUCAAGCGAGAGACUGCCCGAAAGGUUUAUGUUUCAACUGUUUGACGCCGGGACACAGGUCGAGAGAUUGCGAGGAAAGGAGAGGUAUUGGAAGAGACCAGCAGUCUCUGUGUUGUUUGAGGUGCGGGAGAUCUGGACACGUCGUAGAAAAGUGCAUGUUUACGUUUUCAGAGGCUGAUUUGAAGCGCAUGCCGUGUUACGUGUGUGGAGAGUUCGGGCACUUGUGUUGCGCGCCACAAGAUUCGCAACCUCCCGGAAAACUAAGUUGCGUGAAAUGCGGCGGCGAAGGACACGUGGAGAGUACGUGUAGACAUUCGAACUUCCGAAGGUCUCAAGGCGGUUUCGAAUGUUUUAAUUGUGGUGGUCCACAUUUAGCGAGAGAGUGUCCCAAUUCGAGACUCUCGGGCGGAGCCGCAUCGCGAUAUUCACCUUCGCAUUUAGGCAUCAAAGGAGGUGGUGGAUGGGGCGGAACGGGUAGCAGUGGAAAUAAUAGCAUGAGUAGAUUAGGUAGUGGUGGUGGUGGUGGUGGUGGUGGUGGUGGAAUGUACGGUGGAGGAGGAGGAGGAACGUUCUUUGGAGGAGGAGGAGGGCGAUUUACGCCUAAAACAUUCCCGAAUGUACCACCGAGAUUCCAAGGGCGCAUUGAUACCUCCAACUCGGUGCCACCACCGUCCGGCAAGUACCAUAAAUUCGAUUAG